AUGGCAAAACCAAAAAAAAUUUGGGACCAUUUUACAAAGUUAGGAAUUGUAGAUAGAUCUACACAAGAAAGAGCAAAAUGCAAUUAUUGUCCUUUUGAAUGUGCAAGUAGUACGAUGUCUAAUUUAAAUAAUGAGCAUUGGGCAAAUAUUAUAUUUCCUAUAUUUAUAUUUGCAAAACCUACUGAACAAAUUCAACAAAAUGCAAUUAAUAUUGCUAAUGAAAUUGAAAAGGCUAUAUUGUCUAUUAAUAUUAUAAAA
Messenger RNA from Dentiscutata heterogama, 258 nucleotides. Lineage: Eukaryota; Fungi; Glomeromycota; Glomeromycetes; Diversisporales; Gigasporaceae. The record is from the annotation of a GenBank genome assembly.